This is a messenger RNA of Euleptes europaea (tarantolino), 2508 nucleotides long. It is a transcript of the gene MAP7D3, whose product is annotated as MAP7 domain containing 3. Gene Ontology annotation, cellular component: microtubule cytoskeleton. Lineage: Eukaryota; Metazoa; Chordata; Lepidosauria; Squamata; Sphaerodactylidae. The transcript is spliced from 20 exons. Gene Ontology annotation, biological process: microtubule cytoskeleton organization. Bases 19 to 2508 code for a protein of 829 amino acids. The record is from RefSeq and is a predicted model, not a curated record.
UCCCUCGGGCGGCCGAAGAUGGCGGAGACCGGCGGUGCCUCGACGCCGUCCCUGAAGGGGCUGCGGGAACAGAUGGUUGCUGCAGCCCAAGCAUUAGCUGAAGAAAGAAGAAACCAAAGUGGUGUUAGUCCAGUUAGUCCAGUCCCACCCUCAAUACCUAUAAAAACAGCAACAAAGCCAGUGAUAGAUGGCUCCAUCUUGAGAUCAGAAGAGAGGCAAAGACUAGCCAGGGAGCGUAGAGAAGAACAAGAGAAGCAGUAUGCUGCCAAAGAAACACAAAUACUUGAAAAAGAAAAGAAAGCAAAGCUCCAGUAUGAAAAGCAAAUAGAAGAGAAACAGAAAAGACUGAAAGAGCAGAAGCAGAAAGAGCAACAAAGAAGAGCAGCCGUAGAAGAAAAGAGAAAACAAAAGAUUGAGGAAGAGAAGGAGCAUUAUGAAGCAGUGGUGCAUCGUACUUUGGAGCGGAGCCAGCGACUGGAAACCAGACAGAAGAGAUGGUCUUGGGGCGGCUCUGUAACAGAUUCUGAUGGCAAGACGGCCAGCAAACGUUCUACUUCUUCAGCAAACCUCAAGCAUGCAGAAAUCAGUAAACGGCUCUCAUCUUCAGCAGCACUUCUUAAUUCUCCAAGCAAGAGCACCACUAAAAGAAGUGCUUCAUUAAACAGACUGAAUAACAAAGUUCCUCUGAAUUCUGAGCAGCCAGUGUCCAAAGAUUUACAGAUGGAACAGAAAGGAGCAAUGGAAAAGAAGAGGAGCUCAUCCUUGAAUAGAAUGGGCAAUAAACUUCAGUCUUCACCAGGUUUAGAAAAUAUGCAAAAGGAAGAAAAAGCAGCUCGUCGUACCCAGUUCAACCCUCUGGACAGUAACGUGAUCAGUCGCCUGCUCGCCCCCACCCAAGCUUCCUUAGCUAGGAGUAAAAGUGCCGCCACAUUGUCAGCUGAUGGGAAAGAUCCCUCAGAAUCUCCCCUCUGUCCUCGUUCAGCUUCCAACAGUUUCCCUGCUCAUGGUCCCAAAGCACCUGUACGCAGCCGCAGCAUUGACAGGUUGAAGACAGUAACCGCCUCUGCAUCAGAUAACAUUUCUCUGGAACGUGCACAGAAACCAGAAGCAGGAAGAACGUCUCCAUCUCCUGCUGGGAGACGUGCACCAUCACCAUCUUUGUCUGGCUCUGGACGAUCUCCUUCUCCUGCUAAAUUGGGUAAACGCCCUCCAUCUCCAGCUGCAAUCAGACAAAAGCCUCGACCGCCUUCACCAAGCAUCUUAAGACAAAGGCAGCCAUCUCCUGCUACGGUCUCUAAACCAGCACCUAUUCAACGCCCAUCUCUCACUCCUAACGUCCUCAAUAUACCAAAAAAGAAAACGGAGGUGGACUGUAAACCAAAGGAGAAAAUGAAUGAAACUGCGGGGCAGGAGCAAGGGGCUUCUCCACAAACCUCAGAGAGAGAAAUUGCUGUAAAUGCUUUAAAGACCAAAGAAGAUGCUAGUAGUAAAAGUGCUUCAGGGACCACAACAGCUGAAGAAGCAGCAAGAGUCUUGGCAGAGAAAAGGCGUCUUGCAAGAGAGCAAAGAGAACGUGAAGUCCUGGAAAGAGCUCAGAAAGAAGAAGAGGAAAGGAUCAAAAAAGAAAAAAUGGCCAAGAGAGCACUUGAGGAGUCGGCACAGAGAGAAAAUGAGGUCCGCCAGCUAGAAGAACAGAGGAAGAUAGAAGAGGAGGAGCUGCAAAGACUGGCUGAGAAGGAGAGAGUUCGGAGGGAGGAAGAGGAACAGGAGAAGCAGGCUGAGCUUCAGCAGCAGCGAGAAGAAGCUGAAGCAAAAGCCCAAGAAGAAGCCGACAGGCACCGGCAAGAGCAAGAGAGAAUUAUGCAGCAGAACAUGCAAGAGAGGCUGGAGAGGAAGAAGAGAAUUGAAGAAAUAAUGAAGAGGACGCGGAAGGCAGAACAGAAUGAAGCCAGGAAUGAAGAGAAAUCAAAUGAGGAGGAUGAGGAUGUUGAGGAGGAGGAUGACCUGGGCCUUGAAAAGCAAGACCAGCCUGAAAAAGCGAAUUACGUUGACUCACCCCUAGAAGGUGCUCCUCAGAGUUUAUUACAAGAAGCAUCAAAAAUAGACCCAGAUGAUGUCUUUAUAAAUGGUGAUGAGCAGCUGGAGGUUAAUCAGACAGACAAAGAUGAGAAUUCUGAGCAUUGUACCCAGUUAAAAGAGGCCAGUCCUCCAGCAAAGGAAGCAGUAAUUGAGAACUCUGGAAUUUUGCAUGUUAAUGAAGCCAAUCACCCAAUUGGAUUCCUGUCAAAUCUGAAUGGAAAAUCUCUAGCAUGGAAUUUUGAGGAGAUAAUUGAUCUUGGAGUGAUUCCCAAGACGACCAGGCAAAGCGCAGAUAGCAUCGCUGCUGAAAUAUCGAACCAGAACUUGAAAGAUGCUACUGCAGUACCUCCAAGUCCCAAGCUGGUUUUUGAGGAAGAGAGCACAAUGAACUCCUUGACCAAACCAAUAGAGACUGCAUCAGAACUGUGA